Achroia grisella is the source of this 6220-nucleotide messenger RNA. It is a transcript of the gene foxo, whose product is annotated as forkhead box protein O. Gene Ontology annotation, biological process: regulation of transcription by RNA polymerase II. The transcript has 9 exons. The coding region runs from base 756 to 2309 and encodes 517 amino acids. Gene Ontology annotation, cellular component: nucleus. Lineage: Eukaryota; Metazoa; Arthropoda; Insecta; Lepidoptera; Pyralidae. Gene Ontology annotation, molecular function: DNA-binding transcription factor activity, RNA polymerase II-specific; RNA polymerase II cis-regulatory region sequence-specific DNA binding. The record is from RefSeq and is a predicted model, not a curated record.
CACUCAGUCAGUUCAGUGUACGUGCGACCGUUCGCGGCCGAGGACGAUUUGCCGCGCUACGCAACACUCGGCUUAUUACGCAGUUGGUACUAUCGCUCACCGCGUGGACAUUUCCGAACGAACUUCAAAGUGUACCUUCUGUGUCUUUCGCGACUACCGCAAAAGCAGACAAUUUGUAUAUUAUUUGAAAAUAAGACUCAGUGAUAACUCUUAUCAGAGUGGAAAAGUUAUAAAGUGUUAACCGAACUUGAAAGGACACCCGAAUUUACGCAGUGGUAAUAUCUAUAAUAGAGACCGUUGACGGUGACGAUGAACGUAUGAGAGACAGAAUUUAGUGUUUCGAGCCACGUUACAAGGUUAUCGCGCUUCUAGCCCGCCAGUGAUGAAUUGGAAAAUCGGCGCGUAGUCGCUCACGUGGUCGCGCCCCGCCCCCGCCUCGCCCGCGCUUAUAUUUAGCGAAAAUCGCCUCUCGGGAGCGGCCCGACGGCUGAAGCUCUCUGCGCACAUCGCUGUUUAUGAACAGCGAGACGCCACAUGUUAUUGGCUUCGAAUAACAUUGCCGAUAAGGACAAGACAGAUAACCUCUCCGGAUCACGGUUCGACUCCGACAACGUUCUGGAAAUAGAAAGAAAUCUGUUGAAAAUCCGAAAGGAGAGCACGCUGAGAUGCUAACGGCCGGUGUCGGCACGCGCCGGUGAGCGUUCCGACCGACACACCUACCAAAAAAUUCCACUGAUCGAAAUCGAGGCGUAGAAAUGUCUAUACAAGGGGGCGGCAGUUACCACAGCCCGUGGUCUUCACAGACCGGGCUUGCAGAACUAGAAGGUGUGGGUGAAUUAGAGCCAUUGGGGGAGUUGGCCGAUGCAGGAUUUGAGCCACAAACUCGAGCGCGCUCCAACACGUGGCCUUUGCCAAGGCCAGACAAUUACAUAGAACCGGGAGAUGAGACGGGCUCCAAGAAGAAUUCCAAUCAGAAUUUGACCGGUGCACCUCCAUUGCCCACAGCGGUGACAACUAAGAAAAACUCCUCCCGUCGAAACGCAUGGGGCAACCUUUCCUAUGCUGAUCUCAUAACACAGGCCAUUACCUCAGCUCAAGAUAAUAGGCUAACGUUGUCGCAGAUCUACGAGUGGAUGGUUCAAAAUGUGCCAUACUUUAAGGAUAAGGGUGAUAGCAACUCUUCUGCUGGAUGGAAGAACUCGAUCCGGCAUAACCUGUCAUUACAUAACCGGUUCAUGCGGGUUCAGAACGAAGGCACUGGAAAAUCUUCUUGGUGGAUGAUCAACCCGGAUGCGAAACCAGGAAAAUCCGUUCGAAGACGCGCAGCCUCGAUGGAGACAUCCAAAUUCGAAAAACGAAGAGGCAGGGUUAAGAAGAAGGCUGAAGCUUUAAGAAAUGGCGUGACAGCUGACGCCACACCAAGUCCCAGUAGUUCAGUUUCCGAAAGUCUUGACAUGUUCCCAGAUUCACCACUGCACAGCAGCAGUUUUCAGUUGUCGCCGGACUUCCGUCAGAGGGCGUCAUCCAAUGCGUCGUCAUGUGGCCGACUAUCCCCAAUUCCAUCCAUGAUCACAUCGGAGCCAGACUGGGAUUACAACCCCGCUGGGGAUUAUGCGUCAAAUAGCGAUUUCUCACAAGCAGACUACGCGCAAGAGGACGCGCAGUUGGCCGGACUCGCGGACUCGAUGAAGUUGCAAGGAGCUGAUCCAUUCCUUAACACGUAUGUUCCAACUACAUCCUCGUCGUCAUCCGGGAGUAAUUAUCGUUACCCCUCAUAUGGGACAACGUGUCCACGGCAUCUUCAUGGUGGGUGCGCCUGCGCAUCCCUGUACUCUCAUCCAGCGCAUCCUGCGCACCCAACACAUCCGCAUCAGCAUGCGAUGGAUCCCUUCGUGAGACCACCGCCACCGGCUGAUCCUGCCGAUAUUAUGCAAACAGAAAAUGUACCGGCCCAAAUGGUGACGACAUCGGAUCCAGCCCUCAUGAAUGGUGGUAUGAUGGUGCAGGCUGGCACGAUGGGACCUACCACAGUUAUGGGGCAAAUCAUGGGGGCUCUGCACGCUGGCUUGGCGGAGGACAUCAACAUCGAAACAUUGGAACAUGGCUUUGAAUGCAAUGUCGAUGAGGUCAUAAAACACGAGCUGAGCAUGGACGGAUCGUUGGACUUCAAUUUCACCCAGCAGCAGACCUCGAUGGCUGCCGAAGCGGAGAGCCAGUUCGUGGCGCCCGCGCCGCCCGUGCCCACCACGCUGUCUGGUGGCGGCGCACCCCGCACCCCGUACUCCGUCGCCCCCUCCUGGGUUCAUUAAACGCAUUCUGCUACAAUUCGGACUAAGUUACCUACUUAUCAGGGACUUAAAAUGGACUUUACACCAAUUAUAAUACGAAUUAUUUUCUAUACUCCGCUGAGGUUUCAUAUCUCAGUUAAUACAGUUUUAAUUACUAAUAUUAGAAAUUAUUUGUAUUAUAAUUCGUGCUAAGAUGCUAUUUUAGACCUCCAGGUUGUCCACAAACUACCACGUCCUAUGUACAUACAGCGAAAAAUUUGUUUUUUUUUAUAAUUUGUUACUUUGGUACCUAGUAUUGUAGUCGAGAUUUCUGUUCAUUUUAUCAUGUUAACUAAUAUUAGAGUUUUAUUUAGUGUUAAAGUUAAGUGGACGGUUACCGAUCGUUGUUGAAGUGUCAAUUGUGUUAGUAUAGGGUUUAGUGCUAAGCUAGGUGGAAGCUUGUGAUAUAGAUAGGAUAUUGUAAUCCGAAUAGUUGCUUGGACCUGGAGGGGGCAGGACCUAGGUUUGAGCCAGUGCGACGAUGAUCAGCAUAACAAAAGAGGUCAUUCAUAGCUACUCCAAUGUGGCGACGACGUUACACAGCGAUGGAGUUGGUCAUGGUCAUUAUUUGCGGAUAUUAGAGCGGUGAAUGAAAUUCAUGCCCUGAUAUACUUUGUGGAGAAAAAUAGUUUACCUGAGGUUGUGGUGACAUUCUAAAACGAUUCCUACAACGAUCAUCACAAGGAACCAAAUACGAGAAGACCAGUUAUUAUCGAGACUGAUACUAGUGUUCCAACAGUUGUUAUUGGCAAGCAAAAUUGACGAUAAAAGUGCGUGAUUGGAUAAUUAAAGUGAUAUUUUGGACGUUUAAAAUUGUAGGCUAAGAUAUUUGACCUCGCGUAAGUAACAGUUGGUGAAUGUAUCGAGGAUUUCCGCCGUUUCGAAGUAUCUUCUCGCUGUCCCCUCCUAAAUGUCAAAAUUAGGUCUGUUUCAAUUUUGAAUAAAAUGUAGUUAACAUGCCUCUACAAAUAGACUGAUUUCACUAUUUCGACUAUUUUGUCGGAAUUUAAUGCACGUUAAGAAUGCUUGUCUGGUUCAACCGAAAGCUUCAUAAUAAACCAUCGAGAUUCAUGGUUCAUAGGUUAUUGCCAUUUUUAGUUUCUAGAAUAUCGUCUACAAAUGCCAUACCGUUUGUCAUAUUAUAGUAAUUAAAUGAAAUAUUUUUGCGAAAAUCAUAUUUAUUAUAUCUGGUUUGUAUCGACAUGAAGUACAGUUUACAAAAUAUUUGGUUUAGAUUUCAUGUACGUAAUAUACACCAUAUUGAACCAUUCUGCGCAAUUUUAUUAAAUUUAAAUAGAAUAUUUUUGGUAAUAACUUUUCAGUAUAACAUUAAAUGACAAAGGUAUGCCAAUAAAUAUUUCGUUUACAUUUUAAUAAUCAAUUUUGUACUCAAAAUCUUUUAAAUUUUCAUGAAAUGUCGCAGAAUCCAUUAUGACUUUAUCGAUACUAUUAAUAAUAACACUACUGAUUGUGCCUGUUAGAAUAUUUCGAGAAGGGAAUUUAGAUCAUAUGCUCAUUGUUCAAACAUUUUUGUAAUAGACCUUAUGACUUUGGAAUUUAUAUUUUAGAAGUAUGCACAAACAAAAUCCAAUAUAGUCAGAUCUCUAGUCCCAGAUGUUAAUUUGAAUAAGCUACUUUGCCUACUAAGUUCAGAUUUUACUCAUAGUUAAGCAGUGUUGAGGUUUAGCCCAAAGUAGCAAGAAAAGUUCAUUCUGUGAAUUACCUCAGUGGACUGUUUGUGAUAGAUUUAGCCAAUAAGUGUUCAAUUUAGUACUUGUAUCAUAUUAUAAGUCAAUUCUUGUACCUUUUGGCGUCCAUUUAUAUGUAUAUUUUAAAGAAGCGAUUGGUUUUGCAUAUACAUUAUUAUACAUAUAUAUUUUUUAUUUUAUGCAGUUGACUCGUAAUAAAUUAUUCUCCGCUUUUAUAUCUACUGUACUACGUAUAUUUGCAGCUGAUGAUGGUGCUAUAGAUACUAUUUUGGAUAGCGCAUAUUGACAUUUUUAAUUUCAAAAUUGAAUACUUUUACAAAUGAAAACGACGUACAAAAAUCUAAUUAAUUUAACGAUGCGUUCUUUGACAACAUGGAGCACUUUUCUGGUAGAAUUUCAGUCAAUAUUGUUGACAAAAGUUCUAUCAGGAAUUUAUGUAUGAACGUCACAUGUAUCUACUAGAUGUAGGCAUUUAAUAUGAUUAGGCCUUGGAAUUGGGACGCGAGCGACGAUCACACAAUUUAAUUUCUUUAAUUAUGUAGAUAGUUAAUGUAUACUUUUAUUUUUCGUGACUUGAAGUCAUAAUAGUCCUUGGAUGUCGACAAUCGACGUUUACUAGGUGAUGGGAAUUAUAAAUAGUAACCAUUUGCCAAAUAUACAUACGUAACAAAGCCCAAUAACUAUUCGAUUAUAUUAUUAUAUAAUGCGAAAAUUAAAUCGAUAGUUGUAUUAUAUGAGUGUUUUAGAUGAUUAAUCUCUUCGGAGUUAUCUCAUGCAGUAGUUAAAUAAGAAUGUUAGUUAAUUAGGUAUCUCUUGGUUGUUGAAAUAUUGAAAAUAUACAUUGCGACGAGACGUUAUUCAAUGUCAAUCCAUAUGGUCAAUUAAGUAUGGACCGAAUUAAGUCUGUUCCCAUUAAGGCCUAGCGUUAAUGUGAAGGAAUGAAAUUGUAGACUUAGUUGUGCUUCUAGUCCUGUUUUUGCUUAAUUACAUAAAUACUGACGUCAACUAGAAAUACCUAGUUAAAUCUUUACCGUAAUAUUAGUUAAUUUUCGUUCAAGUUUAUAUAUAUUUACCUAGUAAUAAUAGUAAAUACGUACAAUUAUUUAUUCCAUUACCUACAUAAGAAAAUGUUAUUUUUUCAACACAUUAUUACUUCGAACAAAACGUCAGUUUCAAAGUACAAAUUAGAACUAGAAGCACAAACGUGAAUUAGAUAUUAUAUAUAAGAAAUAUGUUACGCAGCUUUAUUAUGUAGGGAAAUUAUGCAUGCUACAUUUUGUUUAUUUAUUUAAACAAUAGAGUUUACAGUCGCAUGCAUAAUUUUGAUACUGAAACUGUGUGAUAAGGGACCCGAUUUUAUACAAACGUAAAGACUUUUUUUGUACACAAAUUAUCUAUUUAUGUUAUAUAUUAUUUAUUGUUCGGUUGCGACCGUGUACAAGUGGAUAUUGGAUGUCAGGGCAUCUAGUUAAUCAUUCUUUAACACCGCACAAAAAAAAUAAGUUACAGUACGAAUGAAGGAUUAAUGAAAUGAGUUUAUUCUGAAAUGGUUUUGGCAACAUUAAUUGUAUUUUUUUAGUAAGACACGUUUAUUAGCACGUCAUUUAUGGGAACUGGUUGACAUUUGAAAGAGAAGAGUUAAGGCGCGUAAUUUGUUGCCAUAAUAAAAAUAUAAAAUUAAUGUUGCCAACAAAUGGUUUUAUGAUUUAAUUAUUAUUGUAUGGACGUGGAUAUUACGAUUGUUUAGAAUAGGGCCCCUGGUGUAGGUCUAGAUGAGUCGCAUAGAAAUAUUAUCUGCAUUGAGCUGAGAUGAUUCUCAUAUGUGUGUGCGUAACUAACCGUAGUGCGCAUUAAGUCCCCAUUCUAUGAUGCUCAUGGGAUUUACUUGUCUCUAGUGUUUAAUAGAUAAAAUAUAUUUUAUUAUUAGUCCAUCGUUAGUAAUCAUGUAUUUAUAGGAAUCGGGUGCAACAGCAAGCAAAAUAUUUCUAUGUGAAUUAUUUCGUACAAUAUUAAAAAUUUUAUAUGUUUGCAUAGCUAUUGUUUAUUGCGUAACAUUCUCUUUAAUUCGUUGUUUUUUUUUUUCAGUUGCUUAUUAUUAUAAUUAUGACGAAAAAUGUGAAAAACUAGUUAAAUUAGAAGAAAUUAUGUGUUUUAAUGUAAAUAUAUAGACAAAAACAUUGUAUG